UAUGCUCUAAAUUAAUGCCCUUCACUUCCUUCAGUUUGCCGCCCAUUUAAUUGGCAGGGAGAGGGAGAUGAUGAAAGCCUUUCCUUGACAGAGAUAUCACAGAGAUAUAUAUCUAUAUCCAAUAAAGUGCUUUUAUUGCGCAAAAGGAAGUGGGCUCACUGAAUGAGAGCAAACAGCUACUGAACAGCUGAUCAUCAGCAUAUGGCAUGGGAAAGUGGGGCCACCGACAAAACGGUGAAACAAAUUUUGCAACUACCCAAACAUAUAUGUUAUAAGACGCGCCCAAGUCAAGGAACAUGCUAUGUUUCCGUCAUCCAAGUUUGAUGAAGACUCAUAUGGUAGUGGGGGGAGAUAUAUGGCAAGGGCCAAGCAGUUUCGUGGAGGAGAUUGCAAGGGAUAGCGAGAGAGAGAGAGAGAGAGAGAGAUGAAGACGGAGGGCCAGAAUUUGACUGGUGAAUAGUGUGUUUUUGACGAUGGAGCCAAAGUUGGAAUGACUCAAGCACAACCAUUCCUUCUUCUUUGGUGGUCACAGAAUAGAACAAUGCCGUAAGAGUAAUCAAAUUCAGAACGACAACAUAUGCUGUUUAUUUUGAUUCAAAUUCUGAUAGACUGCUUUGAGAAGCCAUGGGUGUGGUUUCGUGGGAAAGAUGGAAAAGUUGGCUGUGUCCAAAAUACAUGUGCCCACAGAUCUUGUUCUCUUCAUCUUGGUUCUGUAGUUGAUGGAAAUAUCCAGUGCCCUUACCAUGGUUAGUACAGUGGAAGAAACUAUAUUAAACUUUCCUUAGUGGAAACUCAAUCAGCUUCGAGUAAUUCUUAUUUUGCAAUACAUCUGUCCAGACUAACUUGAAGCUUUUCUGUUGAUAGUUUGAGAAAAUUUCUAAAAAUUCUCAAGUACAUAGUUGAAAGUGCGACAUGUUUAUCGUGCAUUUGCUGAAGUUCUUGUUAAGACAGGACCCAACUUUCUUCUGUUGACUAAGCAAUCGGUUUGCCUUAGGUUGGGAGUUUCAACUGAUCGCAAAUGUCAGAAAAUGCCAUCAGCAAGGUUGCUGGAUAUACGAAUAAGAUCCCUACCAUGCUUUGAACAGGAUGGAUUUGUGUGGAUCAGGCCUGGAGAUGCACCUCCUGCAGCCACCCUUCCUUCUUUGAAACCUCCACCAAGAUUUGUGAUCCAUGCGGAGUUAAUGGUCUACCAUACUGUAGGAUUGUCUGCACAUUGCCAAAUAACAAUGGGGAUACCUAUUGAGCAUGGGCUGCCUAUAGACAAUCUUUUGGAUAUUGCACAUGCACCAUUCACUCACACAUCUACCUUUGCAAAAGGAUGCAGCGUACCAAGCCUAGUGAAGUUCCUAACACCAGAAAAUGGACUACAAGGGCAUUGGGACCCAUAUCCAAUUGACAUGGAGUUCGGGCCACCUUGUAUGGUAAUAUCAGCCAUCGGAAUUUCUAAGCCAGGGAGCUUAGAGGGACAGAACACGAGGCAGUGCUCCACCCAUCUACAUCAACUCCACGUGUGUCUUCCUUCAACAAGGCAGAAAACAAGACUUUUAUAUAGGAUGUCUUUUGAUUUUGCUCCAUUUCUCCAACACCUCCCCUUCAUGCAAAUUCUGUGGAGGCAUUUUGCAGAAAAGGUGAAUGAUGAAUGA
Molecule: messenger RNA, 1643 nt
Organism: Nymphaea colorata (pocket water lily)
Lineage: Eukaryota; Viridiplantae; Streptophyta; Magnoliopsida; Nymphaeales; Nymphaeaceae
Product: chlorophyllide a oxygenase, chloroplastic-like
Exons: 4
Coding region: 1029-1643 (204 amino acids)
Biological process (GO): chlorophyll biosynthetic process
Cellular component (GO): chloroplast
Molecular function (GO): chlorophyllide a oxygenase activity
Source: RefSeq, a predicted model, not a curated record